AUGGUGUGUUCAUCGAAUCAGAAGCGGAGCAUGGAAGCUCACGUUCUCCUGAAUAGGCAAGGACUCGACGUAGCUUCGUACGGGACAGGGUCUCAUGUUAAAACUACCUGGACCGUCUGCCAGAGAGCCAAACGUCUACGGUUUCGGACUCCUUACAAGCACAUGUUCGAUGAACUCAGGCGCAAGGAUCCGAGCUGUAUCCUAUUCUCUCAAAUUCUUCCAUCACCUCGUCUUAUAUUCGUUCUUAUUGGUUUCGGGUUCGGUCUCGGCUUCCUACUCAACUUCCACAUGAGAAACGUUUCUUUCAGCCCCCAACUCUUUCGUCUAUCUUCUCCUUCCCUCUCUCCACAGCUUCAGCCGCAGCCGGAAAAUUUAGUUAUAGCUAACGAAACGGUUGUUCCUGAAGGGCAAAAAGGUCAUUCUCCGGUGGAGUUUGAGAAGGUGAAGCAUCAUAUCAUGACGGAGGAGGAAGAACUCAUGUGGCGUGCGUUGGAGGUUCAAGAAAGACCGUCGACGGUGAAGAAGAAGUGGGCGUUUAUGUUCUUGACGAGAGGGAAGCUUCCUUUGGCUAAACUGUGGGAGAGAUUUUUCAAUGGCCAUCAAGGCCUUUUCUCUGUUUACGUUCAUACUAGUAACCUUUCUUACGUUGACGAUGGUAUUCCUGAAACGUCGCCGUUUUAUCGUCGGAGGAUUCCAAGCAAGCUAAAUUAA
Messenger RNA from Brassica napus (rape), 711 nucleotides. RefSeq lists its product as uncharacterized. NCBI's taxonomy places the organism in Eukaryota, Viridiplantae, Streptophyta, Magnoliopsida, Brassicales, Brassicaceae. Bases 1 to 711 code for a protein of 236 amino acids. Gene Ontology annotation, molecular function: glycosyltransferase activity; phosphoprotein phosphatase activity. The record is from RefSeq and is a predicted model, not a curated record. The transcript is spliced from 3 exons. Gene Ontology annotation, biological process: mRNA processing. Gene Ontology annotation, cellular component: membrane; nucleus.